UUUUUUUUUUUUUGUAGUGUUAUUCACCGAUGAAUUCAUAGAGAGAUUCAACAAUAAAUGUAAUAAACUAUAAAAUUCUAUUCCCAGUGAAUUCCCGUUUUUCUUCCUCUUCAAAACAGACAAAAUAGAGAGAGAGCGAGAGAAUAAAAAAUAUCGGCGCGACAGUUUACGGUGGGGCGAAAUAAAAAAAAAAAAAAACGAAAGAAUACAAAAUUUAUAUCGGUUUGCGUUUCGCCCAUUCGUCGUCGUCGGUCUCGUUGCUCCAAGUUCAAAGUUACAAAGAUUUACAAAGCCAUGAUGGCCUUGAAACAAAAAAAAAAAACAAAUGUCAACAAUUAAAAUGGUGCUCAGGGCUGCAGUGAAAGGGGCUGCAAAAAAAUAGUGUAUAAUUAUACUAAUUCAAAACGUAGUAGAUUCAUGUCUGCAUUUUUAUAGACAGAAACAAAAUCCAAUAAAACAAAUUUAAAAAAAAAAAGAGUAAUAAAAAUCGAAAAAUCGUCUGACAGUUGGUGAAACUAUCAAAAAUUGUGUCCAACUCUCUUUUAGUUUGUUUGUGUUGUUUUUAUGUAUUUUUUUUUUUUGUUGUACUCGAAUUUAAUUGCCGCAUAAUAUUCCAACAACAAAAUACAAACAGAAAACACCACGGAAAUAAUAAUUUUUGUUUGUGUUUCUUUGUGUAGUGUUGAAUUGCUGCCGUAGUGUGUAAAGUGAAGUGAGUUGUUUUCUCUCUCUCUGCUCUGCGGCUCUUGUAUAUUCUAUUCUUAUAUAAUUAUUUCUACAAAAAAAAAAAAAUAGAUAAUAAAAAUGUUGUUUUUUUUUUUCUAACCAACUAAUAUUUGACGUAUAGCUGUAAUUAAACAGUAAUUUAAUCAUAGUUUAAUGCGCCGUAGUGCAAACACCUGAUCCACAAAGCUAGGCAGACAGACGAGAGUUGUGGUGGAAUUGGAAUUGCGAAGCAAGUGCUAAAGCGGUAAAAGUAGACAGAAAUAAAUAAAUAAAAAAAAAAAAAAGAGAAAAGAAAAACUUCAUCUCUCUCCAAAUUCCAGCAACAAAAACAAGGGCAAAAGUUAAAUAAAACAAAAACAACAAAACAACAACUGUCAAGGUUAGUGGCUCAUUACACAGAGCAAUGUAACUCAUGCCUUGAAAAUACUGCGGCCAACGUUAUAACAUACACCUAAGAAAAGUUAAACAAAUGCAAUAUUUUGAAUAUUCUUAUUAAAAAGAAAAAUGCUUAUUUAUUCUGUAUAAAUAAAUAAAUUGUAAGCUUACCAAAAAACAAAAAAAAAAAAAAAAAGAAUAACUCCAAAGAGUGUUUUAUUAAAGUAAAAAAUUAUAUAUGUCUUAAAUGUCUUAACUAUAGAAAAAGAAAACGAAAAAAGCUUUAUAUACCUACUAAAAAAUGAAUACCCACGUGAAGAAGCAAAAUAUUAUUAUAAUCAAACAGAUUAAACGAGAACUUAUGCCAAAUCAAAUAAUUAACACAAUAAAAUGUGAAAAUAAUCCUGAUGGUACUCCAAAUCGUGUGAUAGUGACGACAACGUCAGCACCUGCUAGGCCAGUGAUGCCGCCAGCGGUAUCGCCAAGUACCUCAAAAAGGCCGCCACCGCCACAGCAGUUGAUUGAAAUUGAGACAUCACCUUCGGGUACGACCACAACAACAACAACAACAAAACUACCUCACAUUCUGUCCGGUGGAGCAACUUUGUGUUCAUCAGGAUCGUCAAUGGCCAAGACAGUCGUUAGAUCUUUGGCAGUUUUGACAUCUCCUCCAGCCACAGGAGCAGCAAAUAGUGAGACAGCAAUAUCUCCGGUGCUAUCAACACAAUCAUCAUCCACAUCGGAUGCUGAAACGUCUACGGAUAUGAUGGCCAAUAUAUCGGACUAUUCGGAUAAUCAAGGCGAUGAUAAACUUUUAAAUGGUCGAGAAGCAAGAAAUCGAGCUGAAAAAAAUCGUCGUGACAAAUUAAAUGGAUCGAUACAAGAAUUAUCAACAAUGGUGCCACAUGUUGCUGAAUCACCACGUAGAGUAGAUAAAACUGCAGUUUUGAGAUUUUCAGCACAUGGUCUCAGAGUCCACUAUGUUUUUGGACAAUCGAUCAAAGAACCACCCGAAACAAAGUCUCAACUAACAGAAUCCUUAAUGAAACUGUUAGACAGUUUUCACAUAACCAUAACGUGCCAUGGACAGAUUGUGCUAAUAUCGGCUACUGUCGAACAACACCUGGGCCAUUGUCAGACUGAUUUGUACGGCCAGAAUAUUAUGAACAUCACGCAUCCUGAUGAUCAAGCAAUGUUGAGGCGUCAAUUGAUACCAACAGAUUUGGAGAGUUUAUUUGAUGUUCAGCCGGAAGAUGAAAAUGGUGAACCAAGGCCUAGGACGCUGGAAGAAGAAGAAGCUAUCGAUAGGCAGUUGAAAGCUGAUACAAGGAGCUUUACUGUAAGAUUGGCACGAGCUGGUCCCCGCACAGAGCCAACAACCUAUGAAGUUGUACGUAUCGAUGGUUGUUUUCGACGGGCUGACGCAGCGCCACGUGGUGUUAAAUCGAGUAAUUUUCCAUCCGGAUUGCAGCUGAUACGAAGGGCUAGAGGACGAGAUGACAGCAUACCUCUUCACAGUAUUAGUGGGAAUGAUAUUGUCCUUGUUGGAAUGGUACGAUUGAUACGUCCACCAAAACUAAAUACCCGCAUCAUGGAAGCGAAUUCAUUUGAAUAUCGCACUCGGCAUCUAAUCGAUGGACGCAUCAUUGACUGUGAUCAAAGGAUUGGCCUUGUAGCUGGUUAUAUGAAAGGCGAAGUAACGGGAUUAAGUCCAUUUACAUUCAUGCAUCAGGACGAUGUGCGAUGGGUUAUUGUAGCUUUAAGGCAAAUGUACGAUUGUAAAAGUGACUAUGGAGAAUCAUGCUAUCGCCUCCUAACACGCAAUAAUCGUUUCAUUUAUCUGCAAACAAAAGGCUUCCUGGAAAUCGACAAAGAAACAAAUAAAGUCCAUUCGUUUGUAUGCGUCAAUACGUUAGUCAGUGACGCCGAAGGACGUCGACGUGUCCAAGAAAUGAAGAACAAAUUCUCUCUCAUUAUAAAUACGAAAAUUCCUCUCUCAUCGUCGCAAGAUAUACCCGCAUCGGAGAAUCCCCAACAAUUGGAAAAGGCAGUUUUAUGUCUCAUCCAAAACUUACAGAAGAACGGCGAAGAUGAUGAAAAUGAUGCGUCAACGUCAAAUGCUCACAGUAGUCGUGUCCGUCAUGAUUCACUUAGCGAUUCUGGUCCAACAAAGAGUUGUAUGAGUCCGGCGGCAAGAGCGGCUUCAAGUUGCUCAAUACGUUCAACGAAAACUCCUCCCUUAGCCCUGAUCCCACCCGAAGCAGCCACAGUCAAGUCGUCGAUUUCGAAGAGUGUCGAUGUGGUGAGUAAGAAUGUACGUAGCGCCCGAGCAGGCCUGCAAAGUCCGCAUUCUGGAGGGGUUCCGUCGCCCAUGUCACCAAUUGUCAAUCGUGAUGAAACUUCGAGUGAUUCGACCAGCACAAAUGGGUCUGGAAUUCAAAACCGACCGUCAGUGUUGCAACGAGUUAGCAGUGUUAUAGCCGAAGAACUCCCCACAUCCGUCAAAGUUAAGGAAGAAUUCUUCCAUAGCCCACAGAGUCGUGUUCCGCCACUACCAAAUAGUACGUGUAGCUGUUUCUAUGAAACUGGUGGUCCCCGUCAGGACUGUCUAUCUUGUCAAGAAUUUGCUCUAAUCACCUCACCACCACCAACAGCUGAUGGCCCACUGCCAAGGCAAUUCCGUUCACCAUCAAAUUCAUCAUCGUCGGUGCUGAAGCGGACACAUUCAGCGGGCUCGUCGGAUGGUCGAAUCUCUCCAACAAACGAUCCCGAUGAUCAGCGGUUACAAGAAUCUCCAAAGAGAAGAUUAAUUUAUAAUGAAGCCGCCGGUCAAGAUAUUCGUCAGGUGAUCUCGAAUUCAUUUCAACAAAUCAAUCGUUCCCUUAAUCAUAUUGAGAGCGCCACAACAGAGCUACGGGGACAGUGCAAUAAUUAUACCCUACCAAAUACCGAUCAGAAGCUGAAUGAGAUUUGUGAAGAGCACCAAAGGCAACAAAAAAUGCUGGUGAGCAUAAAAAGCGAAUACGAAGCAAACUUGCAAAGUACACCAUUCUUAGUCGAUUCUCCAUCAGUCAUUGACCAAUCUCUGACGCUCGCACGUCCAGCUGAAGAGAAUUUCUUGCAAAAGAAUGAUUUGAAACCCAGAUAGGGAAAUGCUUCGAGCAAUAUUAGCUCAACAGCAACCGGAACAGAACCCUAAGAAUAAAAAACACAAACAAAAUUAAAAAAAGAGCAAAAGAUAUUUUUAAAUAAUUUUUUUUUUUAAUUAAUUUUUAACAACAAUAAAAAGUGCUCGAAAAGAUAUAUACAAAAAAUAAAAGAUAUUUAAUUAAAGAGCGAGUGAGAUAAAAAGAGAGUUCACUUAGUAGAAAAUAUUGUUUUUAAUUUUUUUUUAUUUAGUAAAAUCUGAUAUAGAAAAUAUUUUAUGUUUUUUUAAAUAUUGUAAAUAUAGAAAAUAAUAAUAUAAAUAACUUUUUUUUUUGUUAAGUUUGUAAUUUCGUCCUUGUUGUUCAGUCUGUUAUAUAAAGUGUAAAGAAAAUUUAAAAAUAAAAAUAAUUAUUUGUUAUAUAAUUUAGUUAUAUAUUUUUUUGAUUUUAUUUAGAGUAUAAAUAUGGUUGAAGAGAAAUUUUGUUUUGUAAAUAAAAAAAAAAUAUAUAUACAAAAAAACAAGGGUAUGGUAAUAUACUUGUUUUGCACGUUGAACUCUAUAAUCCGACAACAAUAUGGUUAUCACUUGUAGUUAACUCACCAGUGAUAAAUCACACAAAAAAUAUUAACAUUUCAAGACACAAAAAUCCUUAAUCUACAAAAAUUUCCUCAUAUUUCACUUUUGUAUAUUUUUGCACUCAUCAAUAAAUACCUUAAAAAUAAUAUAACAAAAAAACUUUAAAAAAAAAACAGACAGAUAAAAGAAAGAACGACAGGAUUUACCUCUUAUUUAAAUAAUAACAAUUUUUUUUUUGGAUUUUCAAACCUGCAUGUAGUCUUUAAGUCUCUAACCGAUUGAUAAAAAAAUUUAAAAAAAAAAUUUAAAAAAACGAUUUAGUGUUUAUUUGAGAAGAUGAGAAAGAAAAGUGAUAUAAGACUGUUCAAGAAUAAAAAAUAAAACAAUUAACAAAAAAAAUAGGCAUAAAUUUAAGGAAACUAAUAAAAAAUACAACAGAAAAUAUAUAAAAUAAAUAAUAUAAGAAAAAACAGUUUAUAAUUUUACAUCUUUUGUCAUGGAAAUAUUAAAAAAAAAAAAUAAAAUAUAUAAAAUAAAAAAAAAAAAAACAAACAU
This is a messenger RNA of Episyrphus balteatus (marmalade hoverfly), 5380 nucleotides long. RefSeq names its product neuronal PAS domain-containing protein 2-like. Gene Ontology annotation, molecular function: RNA polymerase II cis-regulatory region sequence-specific DNA binding; DNA-binding transcription factor activity, RNA polymerase II-specific; protein dimerization activity. The transcript is spliced from 10 exons. The record is from RefSeq and is a predicted model, not a curated record. Gene Ontology annotation, cellular component: nucleus; transcription regulator complex; aryl hydrocarbon receptor complex. The coding region runs from base 1403 to 4249 and encodes 948 amino acids. Gene Ontology annotation, biological process: regulation of transcription by RNA polymerase II. Lineage: Eukaryota; Metazoa; Arthropoda; Insecta; Diptera; Syrphidae.